Molecule: messenger RNA, 332 nt
Organism: Ilex paraguariensis (yerba mate)
Lineage: Eukaryota; Viridiplantae; Streptophyta; Magnoliopsida; Aquifoliales; Aquifoliaceae
Source: the annotation of a GenBank genome assembly
AUGAGAGGCCUUCAAGUGGACAUGGUCAAGUCUAGGGCCCAAAUAUCUAGCCUAGAAGACGAGAACAAGUCUCUCCUUGAUCGAGUGCCUGUCAAGUCUAAGAAGAAUCUUGCGCCAAAAUGUGUCAAACUUGAUGAAGAUCUCCGUGAAUCAAAUGGGCUCUCUAAUAGACUUCCCCACUCCAAUGCAAAGUUUGAUAGGAUGAUAUCUAUGGGAAAAAGUAAAUGCGAUAAGCAGGAUUUAGGCUACCCAAAUGAACACACCAACACUUCUUACAAGACCGUGUUUCUGAAGGGCAUUACCAACUCAUCAGCACCACAUGGUUGCAUAAG